GAAGAAGACAAACCAUCCGAGCUGGAACGCCCAUGUGAUCUGCAGCCCUCAUUCAAACCAUGAGCAGCCUGCUCCGGAGCCGCCACUCCGAGUUCGGAUCUUGCAAGGGCAACCUGUACCUCCAGCCCUUCGUCAAGGGCCCGCAGCAAGCACCACAGUUCAGGACCCACUCGGGUGAGUUCCUGCGGCGCAAGGGCAUGAUCGUCCGAAGGCUUGAAGAGGGCGAUGAGGAGGCGUGCGCACAGAUGGACGGCGAGGCCUUCUGCCACGAACCGGCCAGCGACGCCCCUGACCGGCUGGUGCAGACGCUGCAGCGUGCGAGGAGCGAGUCGGCUGACCUGCUCUUCGGCCUGUUCUCGCAGUUCCCAAAUGAGGAGGUGCUGCAGGGGGUGGUCAUGGGGCUGCGGACGGCGUGUGAGCCGCUCGUGUGGGACCACAUGCCCUCUCACGAGCUUGACGGAGGUGCUGCAGCACCACCAACCACGCCACACGUCAAAACACAUUGAUGGUUCUCGUGUGUGGUGUGGUGUGGUGUGGUUGGUUCAGGGACGUUGCAGCUGUAUUGUGUUCGUCUGUCCCGUUGCAAGGCGAGCAUGGGCAUCGCGUGUUUGGUCAAGUGCUACCUGGAGGUGAUAGCCGCCUCGAGCACCAUCAGCCGUGUGUCGGUGUGCUGCAAGGCCUCCCAGCUCGGCAGCUUCCUCGAGUGCGGCAUGGCCGUCACAAGACACUGCAACGAAUUGGACCAUCUGCCAGACGGUAUGUAUGGUCGUAUGCCACAGACAGCCACACAAACUGAGAUGGACUCCGUCUUUGUGAGUACGUCACGUACGUCAUUUGCUUUGUGUGGUGUGUUAGGUCCGUGGCUCGAGUUGUCCAUGUGCCUGGACGAGUUGCGGACGCAGCCGUUUGUGAUAGUGGACUGCUUCCCUCCCCAGGCCAAACCCUUCACGGGCAACCCCAUCUGCUGCAUCUUCACGCAGCAGGGGGGAGAUGCCAACUGGAUGCAGGUAGGUGCCCUCAGACACACACACACACACACACAGGGAGGGAUGGUCGAUCGAGUCACACGGAUCUGUGCACUGCACGUGUUGUGUGUUGUGUUCUUUCGUUUUCAGGGAGCAGCGAAUGAGUUGGGUUGCAACGAGACGUGUUUUAUCCAACCGUCGAGGGACCCCCGCAUCACCUCGCAGGAACUGGCGGGCACCGGACAGUGCCACUAUGACCUCAGGUACAUAAUGAGGGAGGAUAUCAGCCACGACAAACCGUCAGUUUGCACACGCCUGCAUCUGCGUGUCCAUUGCGUCGGUGCAGGUCGUUUACCCCGCACUGUGAGGUCGACUGUGGCCACGCGUUGCUGGGCGCCGCCAAGGCACUCUGGAUCUCACAGAGAGCACCGGUAGGUAGGGAGGGAGAUACACAAACAACGUCUGACUGACUCACCCAUCCCAUCAUGGGCCAUCCAUACGCCCCUGCUCUUCCUCCCUCCCUUGCAUCUGAGCUCAGGACGACUGCGUGAUAGUUUUCCACACCCGUUCGGGCGAGCUGAGUGCCCGCGUGUGUGGGUCGCAGCCGGCCGUGUUCCGCAAGGCCCGCCUGCCCAUCAUUGCCAACCACUCCAGCGAGCUCGGCCAGAUCGGCCUCCCCGUUGCGUCAUCCAUGGACGGCGCCAUGAGCGAGGCAUCCGAGCCCUCCACGCCCAUCUCCCCGGGACUGCCCCUCUCACAGACGUGGGACGAGCGGUCCGACCGUUCCUCGAGCUCACCGGGAUCGGCUUACAUGGGCGGCGUGCACGCGACGGUCCGUGACCGCGCAGAGUGGAUCGAGUUGGACUUCCCGCUGAUCCAAGCAGUCCCCGUGGACAUCCAUGGGGCCGACAUCCCAUCUUCGGUGGCCAACAUGAAGCGGACCAAGCCGGCAGGAGGCGACGAUGACGAGGGGCAGGACAGCGACGAGACGGGCGACCUCGGCAUGUGGCGGCAGGCGACGACGAGUGUCAAGAGCACCAGCGGUGAGGGCCUCAACGGCAUCUCGGGCACGCCACCGCCACGUCUGCCUAGCAGAUCCUUCUCAAUGCUGGGAAGGUCGCCGGGCGCGAGGCUGCCGAUUCCACUGGCGGGCGGGCCCAGCACGCCCCGGGUGGACAGCACGCUCGACGUUCUCGACCACAACGAGCGUGCUGCCGUGUCGCAUCGGAGGGAGUUGCUCAUGGCACCGGUGAGAGAGACAAGACACCGACAGGCAGAUGGGCAGAUUGACAGUGUGUGUGUUUCUCUUCUCUCUCUCUCUCUUUGUUCGUUCAGUCGUUGGUAGAGGCGUUGGGUGUGGAUGCCGACGAGGUGGUGUUUAUCGGCCGCACCGACAGCGACAUGCUCAUCGAGGUGACCGACCCUGCCGUCCUGCAGGUAAGUGGGUGGUGUGGGUGCAAGAAGACAGACACGUAGACGUAGACAAGGACUCGUGUGCCGAUCGAUCAAUGCUUCUGUCGUUGCUGUGCAGAGAUUGCGUCCCGAGUAUCAUCGUGUGGCUGCGUGUUGCCGUCGGGGCGUCAUCAUCACCUGCCGUGCCACGCCCAACGACCCCAUCGUCAACGAACUCAAAAAGCGGUUCUCCACACGGGUGAGGGCGACGACACACGCAGCACGACCACAUGGACGUCAUGCUCGCCCGCCUCGUGUGUGCGGUGCGCAGAUCGACUUUCUGUCGAGGUUCUUCGCCCCGAGAAUCGGCAUCCCGGAGGACCCGGUCACGGCGGGUAUGCGGACAGACACUCUCACAUCCGUCCGCACUCUUUGCCAUGUCGGCAUUUCGUUCUUGUUUUGUGGGAUAGGCAUCUACAACUGCCUGGGUCCCUAUUGGGCGUCAUCUCUGGACCGUUUCGACCUCAUCGCCUACCAGCUGUCGCACCGUGGGGGCAUCGUGGCCAUCAGUGUGGACCUCCGCAGCAGCAGGGUCAAGCUGUACGGCCAGGCGGUGAGCUCGGUGGAGGGCAAGCUGACCAAGAAGGCGGUCCCGAUGAACAACCCAGAGGACCUGUCGCUCAGCGUCAUGCGCAUCUUCGCGUCAUAGCUCGUGUGUAGCACAUAGCAACAGAGGGCAUGUGAGGGGAGGGGAGGGGAAGGAGGGGAAGGAGGGGAAGGAGGGGAAGAAUGGAGAGGUAUCUUUUUCGUGGUCUCCGGAGAGAGAUGGGCAAAUGGUUGUUUGGUUGUGUAACUAGAUAGCUGUGUGUUGAAUUUAGGGGCGGGUGGCCGACUGAUUGAAUGGAAUCUGCAUUCGGUGACACAGAGAGAGAGAGAGAGAGAGGCGACUUUUGUAACAUGACAAGACGUGAAUGCAAUGCAUCUUUCGGGGGGCUGGGUGAGCGGUAAUGCUUUUUGCCUAGCUACUUGCCAUGUUUUUCGUCGGUCGAGGGCGAUACGAUGCGUGCGGUGCUUUCUACGGGAUGGGGUCGUGACGGCGCCCCAGACAGCGAACGCGUGUGUGGUGUGUGCGUAUCGUGUAUGUGGUGUGGUGUGUCAUGUCAUGUCGCUCCGAAUGGACGGACUGGUGGCGCACAGCACAGCUGGGGUUUAUCUAUCUAUCGGCCGAUCAAUCGACGAAUGAAUGGGCGGUGAUCGACGGGCAAUGGGGGUGUGUGUGUGUGUGUGUGCGUCCAACCGGUGUGUGGUGUGUAAUCCAGUGCAGUGUGUGCUGUGUAUUUUUCUCCUCUGCGGGAAAGCUUUACUCGACCCCCGGUUUCUUUUGUAGUGUGGCUGCGUGUGGCUGGCUGACUGGCAUCAGGAAGGGACAGUGACAAGACAGAGGUGCGGUUUGUUUGUUGAUGUCGAUCUGUCGCGAAGCCCGGUGGUGUUGCGGUCGUCCUUCGGGCCUCGUUCAUCUCCCGCAGCAGCGAACACACAUAGUCAUGAGCGGCGCUGCGUGUCUGCUGCUGAGGGAAGUGUCUGCGUGACACGUGAGACGGCGGCACACACACAGGGCAGGCAUGAUUGGAUGGACUAACGGACGGACGAUGGAUGGAUGGAUGGAUCUGGCUGCCCCCACGACUGACUGCGUACAUGGAUGGAUCUCUAGUGUUGCCUCCCUUGGUGGCGACUACACAUUCACUCAUUGGCGCCCAGCCAGCCAGAGAGAUGACGAUUUUUGCCUCUAGCUGUGUACGGCACAACACAUGGACGAGGGUGAGAGUGGGGAGGGGUGUGAGUCGCCGCAUGCGGCUUUGCUGAUCGGGGUAUCUAUCUUUUCAUCUUGUGUCCAUCAUCGCGUGUGCACGUGAGUGAGUGAGUUGAUGACAUACCAUACACCAUGGCUGCGUGUCCGUCCGUCUGUUCGUGCUUAUAGCUGCGUGUGUAUUUUUCUCCCAUUGCUCGAUAUCGAUGCGUGGAUGAAUGAGUGAAUCGGAAUGCGUUGUGCGUUGCUGACAGACGUCUCCCUGCUUGCGUGUCUCGACACUUUCUGCAUGCCUCCGACCGUG
Messenger RNA from Vitrella brassicaformis, 4468 nucleotides. The record is from the annotation of a GenBank genome assembly. NCBI's taxonomy places the organism in Eukaryota, Vitrellaceae.